GUAACUUAUGUAUCAAAGUAUGUAUCGUAUCACUGCUAAUGAGAUGAUAUUGACCUGAUCUUGUUUGAAUGUUUUCAGGUGUCCCAGAGUACUUUACUGUGGUUGUGAAGGCAGAAGAGUCGUCACCGCUUCAACAAACAGAGCCCAAAGAGGAGACGCGAGGAGAGGACAUCAGCACAGAAGCACAGUUACACUCAGAGACUGACGGAGACACAGAGCACUCCUCUGACAAUGAGGAGGACUGGAGAGCUCCGUUCAACUGGUCAGAUGAUGAAGACCAGUUGGGAGCAAUAAGCACCACUGCGCAAAACUCAGGUCUGUCCCCUGAACACAAGUCUGCACCGGAGACUAGUGACACUGUGAACAAUGGAGACAAGUCAGGAACAGGUGAACGCAUUAAAGGCAAGACGCAACAAUGCCCUUUUUGCACAAAGAUAAUAAAAGGGAGUUUAGAGAGACAUAUCAGAAUUCACACAGGCGAGCGACCUUACAGCUGUUCAACUUGCAAUAAGACAUUUGCUAAUAAGUAUUAUUUACGGGUCCAUAUAAGAAUACACACAGGAGAGAGACCUUACAGCUGUUCUAUCUGUAACAAAACAUUUUACCAGGUAAGUGCUCUAAAUGUUCACAAGAGAACGCAUUCAGGCGAAAAACCUUUCAGCUGUUCCAUCUGCCAGAAAGAAUUUACCCAACUCUCUGGACUGCAGCGGCAUCAGAGUAAGCACACGGAGGAAAAACCAUUCAGCUGUUCCAUCUGUAAUCAGACAUUUCUCAAUAAGGCGAGACUAGUUGUACAUAGUAAAAUACACACUGGAGAGGCACCUGUCAGCUGUUCAGUUUGUGAGAAAACAUUCCCGGAUAACUCGGCUCUCCGUGUACACACAAGAACACACACGGGAGAGAGACCUUUCAGCUGCUCAGACUGUGACAAAACCUUUCACACGAUGGGUAAUCUAAAGACUCACAUCAGAACGCAUUCAGGUGAGAAACCCUUCAGCUGUUCUGUCUGUAAGAAAGAAUUUACCAACCAAACUGGACUGAGGGGCCACAUGAGACUGCACACGGGGGAAAAACCUUUCACUUGUUCCAUUUGCAAUAAGACUUUUUCUCACAAGGGGCAUCUAAAGGCUCAUAAAAGACUUCACACAGGAGAAAAACCAUUCAGCUGCUCAUCCUGUGAUAAAGCAUUUUCCACGGCAACUCAUCUACGUUUACAUACAAGGACGCACACAGGGGAGAGACCUUACAGCUGUUCAGACUGUGACAAAACCUUUUCCCAAAAAAGCUCUCUAACCGCUCACAAAAGGACGCACACGGGCGAGAAGCCAUACAGCUGUUCCAUCUGUAAUAAAGACUUCUCACAGCUCAAUGGACUGAAUACCACAUGAAAUGCCACGCCAGGGGAAAGUCAUUCAGCUGUUCAGUGUGCAACAAAACAUUCUCCCACCGACGUAAGCUAAAUAAACACAGAAAAACCCACACAACGGAAAUCACAGAAGACGCUCCCAAAGAGAAACCAGUCAGCUGUACAGAGCAAGACAUGGAAACACAGGGACAAUGAGAAUAAAGGUCAAAUGUCCUGGACAAUGUCUCCACCUUUUGUUUGCUGGACUUGGAUAUGCAUAUCAAAUUUCUUAUAAAAUUAAUAUAUCAAAUAAUCAUUACCACAUAGAGCAGCUGUUUUUUAAUCUUAUUUUGAAAAACCCUCUAAAACUGAACAAAAGGCAGGAAAUUAUUUUAUUUUGUUAGCAGGCCUGUCAUGAUAAUGCAAUAGUUUGCUGAAAAAAAAUAUAAAUGAUAAACAAUAUUAUUCUGCUUGUUUCAAUAUUAAAGAAAAAAUCUAAAUGUGCAAUAAUGCCAGAUGUUAUUGUAGUAGGGAAAGACCCACGAUAAUCAUUGAACCCCAGACGUUAGUUCCAUUUAUCAUUUACUGAAUGAUAAACCAGUACAGGAACCGUCAUGACAGGCCUUUCUGCAAGACAUGAUCAUGCAUCACACAAAAACAUCCCAUAUUUUUUACUAGUGUAAGCACAACCCAAGGGCCGCAGUAACUGUUCUCUAUAUAAUUUCAGUUCCACCACAAAAAUGUUUUUAUGUUGAUCUGUGUCUGAAUAAUUCAGUCAAUACACGCAUCAAGAAUCUCGGACUUCUGUACAUUGCGCAAAACCGAUCAUUUCAAGUCUUUUGAACCAUAUCGCUUUUGUUACUGGUUUUGA
This is a messenger RNA of Boleophthalmus pectinirostris (great blue-spotted mudskipper), 2216 nucleotides long. RefSeq names its product gastrula zinc finger protein XlCGF52.1-like. The record is from RefSeq and is a predicted model, not a curated record. Lineage: Eukaryota; Metazoa; Chordata; Actinopteri; Gobiiformes; Gobiidae. Gene Ontology annotation, cellular component: nucleus. The coding region runs from base 69 to 1388 and encodes 439 amino acids. The transcript has a single exon.